Molecule: messenger RNA, 835 nt
Organism: Vitis riparia (riverbank grape)
Lineage: Eukaryota; Viridiplantae; Streptophyta; Magnoliopsida; Vitales; Vitaceae
Exons: 1
Coding region: 51-551 (166 amino acids)
Source: RefSeq, a predicted model, not a curated record
UUGGGCAGUUAGAUAAAACAAAAAGAAAGAAGAGACAGAUCUAGAGAGAGAUGGGUUCAGCCACAGCCCAAAGACUGAUUUCUCUAGCAGCAACUUUCUGCCUAAUUCUGAUCAAGGCAAUUCCAGGCAACUCCUCCCCAACAGCAUAUGAGGUUCUUGAAGGCUACGACUUCCCAGUUGGCCUUCUUCCCAAAGGGGUCAGAAGCUAUGAUCUCAACGCCACCACAGGUCAAUUCUCAGCCUACUUCAAUGAUAGCUGCAGCUUCCGUCAAGCCUCAUACCAAUUGAAGUACAAGCCCGCUAUCAAAGGUUACAUAUCAAAUGGCAAGCUAUCUAGUUUGGAAGGUAUCAGUGUAAAGGUGGUUUUCAUGUGGAUGGACAUAAAAGAGAUCAUCAGGAGCGGCGAUAAUCUUGAUUUCUCUGUGGGGGUUGGGAAGACGGGGUUUCCUGUUGACUACUUUGAGGACUCUCCUCAAUGUGGGUGUGGCCUGAACUGCGGUCGUAGGCAAGCAAGGAAGCUUGGAAUAAACCCUUUUGCUUGGUCUUGGUAGGGGAAUUGAAUUGAGAUAAGUGGCUUGUUUGAAUUCCUUUGAGUUGUUUGUUGGAUUGAUUGAUGUGGGUUGUGCUUAUUAUGAUGAAUUAUUGUUGUUUUUAGUUGAUCUUUGGGAUGCAUGUACAAAUGUGUAUUCCCAUUGAAGAUGGAAAAAUUAAGAAAGGGAAAGUCAAAUAUUACCUUAUUCCUUCGAGCACCAUCAAGAAUAGGGGUAAGGUGCAUAAUGCAAUUAUAUAAAUUCAUUUAUAUAUUUAUCGUCAAUUCGUUACCACUGUCAUUUAA